AACUACCCACCUCUCUUUACCAAACUUCCAUACAUACACAUUCAUGUAUCUAUCAAUUCUUUCAACAACUCAAACUUAAAAAAUCUUUCCAGCAUUCAUCAAUCAUCACCAAAAGUUUUUACCUUUUUAGCGCUUCUGUAAAAUCUUGAAUUAACCCAACUUAAAAAAAGAUAUUGAUUUGGGUAUUUUGUUUUGAGCUUAAAGGUUAAAGCUUUGUGCAAAAAUGGUGGUUUCUGGUGCAUUAAGUUAUGGAAUUGGUGGUUUUAUAAGUGAAAAAAGGACAAUUAGGAGACAUUUGGAUACUCAAAUACUUGCACAAAGGUUUGGGAUUAGUCGAAUUGGGAUUCGGAGUAAGAGAUUAAAAUUUAAGAAUGUAGUCAAGGGAUGUGGGUUGAUUAGUGAUCAAGAGGCUUUGGGGUAUGACUUGGGUGCUUCCAAGUUGGAGGAAAGAUUAGCCAAAACUCGAGAUAGGACGCGAGAUAGGCUCAUUAACGGCUCGAUUGAUGAACCAAUUGAAUCGGUGGGUACUUUGAUUGAUGCUAAACCGGCUCCAAGCGUUCAAACUGAGCUCGUGUUACUUGCAUUGCCGGCUAUUGCAGGGCAGGCGAUUGAGCCUUUAGCACAGCUUAUGGAGACGGCUUAUAUCGGUAGACUUGGUGCCUUGGAGCUGGCAUCAGCUGGUGUAUCUAUAUCUAUUUUCAAUAUAGUAUCGAAGGUGUUCAAUAUUCCCCUGCUUAGCGUUGCCACUUCAUUUGUGGCAGAAGACAUAGCUAAGUAUGCACAAAGUCAUUCGGAUUCAGAGGAAAGAAGACAAUUGCCCUCAGUUUCUACUGCAUUAGUUUUGUCUAUCGGAAUUGGUAUGAUAGAGGCAGCAGCAUUGUAUUUUGGAGCCGGAACAUUUCUCAAUUUGAUGGGCAUAUCAUCAGCUUCAUCAAUGCGAAUUCCAGCACAACGGUUUCUUCAGCUUAGAGCACUUGGUGCUCCUGCUGUUGUGCUUUCUCUGGCCAUUCAAGGUGUCUUCCGUGGAUUUAAGGAUACAAAAACGCCUGUUUUAUGUCUAGGAAUCGGAAAUUUGGCAGCUGUUUUCUUCUUUCCUGUCCUUAUGUAUGUUUUUAAAUUGGGUGUCACUGGAGCUGCAAUUUCUACCAUUGCAUCACAAUAUAUUGUGACAUUUGCAAUGAUAUGGCACCUUAAUAAGAAGACUGUGCUGAAACUACCAAAAAUGGAGGAUUUACAUUUUGGAGGUUAUUUGAAAUCUGGUGGUUUUCUGCUUGGUAGAACUCUGGCUGCCGUGGCAACGGUAACCUUAAGUACAUCAAUGGCUGCACGGCAAGGUCCAAUCGCCAUGGCUGCACAUCAAAUAUGCUUGCAAGUAUGGUUAUCUUCAUCACUACUUGCAGAUGCUCAGGCUUCAGCUGGUCAGGCUCUAAUUGCAAGUUCUUUCUCGGAGCGCAACUACAGCAGAGUUAAAGAGAUCACCUUUUAUGCUUUAAAGACCGGAUUAAUUACCGGGGUCAGCUUAGCCCUUAUACUGGGUUUGUCUUUUAGUACCUUAGCCACAUUAUUCACCAACGAUGCAGAAGUUCUAGCCAUUGUUAGAUCUGGUGUACUGUUUGUCAGUGCUAGUCAACCAGUUACUGCUCUUGCUUAUAUUUAUGACGGCCUUCAUUAUGGAGUUUCAGAUUUCUCUUUCGCUGCGUGCUCAAUGAUGUUGGUGGGAGCGAUGUCGUCUGCUUUUCUACUGUAUGCUCCUUCAGUUUUCGGUCUUGCGGGAGUUUGGGCAGGCUUGACGUUGUUCAUGGGAAUGCGUGCCGUUGCAGGAUAUAUAAGGUUAGCAGACAAAAAUGGACCAUGGCGGUUUUUGCAAGAAGUCCCCAACACCAAGAUGGCUGUUCCACAAAAUACUUGAUGAAGUAAUUUAUAGCUGUACCUACAAAAUGCAGGAAUUCCACACUACUCACAUUUGCAUGGGGAGACUACCAUUAGGAAAAAUAUUGCGUUUUUGAUAAGACGUUUUGGCUGAAGUCCCAGGUUCAAUAUUAUACGGAUCCCUCUUGGACGCCUUAUUUGGUUGACAUGAUCGGGUAUUGUCAGAUAGCUAAAAAACCAUGGUAGCUGAAAGUUUUCUCCAUAAUUUAUAGCUAUACACAACUACGUGCGUAGAUGCUUGUUAUUCCUUAGUGCCAUCUUAUAUUCAUUUUUAUUAUGGCUUAUUCAGUUUUAUUUACUAGUGUAAAUAAUUAUUUGUGUUGAUUUGUAUGGUAAUAUAAAUGAUUCAUUUGCCUAA
This is a messenger RNA of Erigeron canadensis, 2287 nucleotides long. Its product is annotated as protein DETOXIFICATION 45, chloroplastic-like. Gene Ontology annotation, molecular function: xenobiotic transmembrane transporter activity; antiporter activity. Gene Ontology annotation, cellular component: membrane. Bases 224 to 1909 code for a protein of 561 amino acids. The transcript is spliced from 15 exons. Gene Ontology annotation, biological process: transmembrane transport. NCBI's taxonomy places the organism in Eukaryota, Viridiplantae, Streptophyta, Magnoliopsida, Asterales, Asteraceae. The record is from RefSeq and is a predicted model, not a curated record.